AAUACCCCAGCAGUUCAAGAUCGUAGAUAUGGGUCAAUACUUUAUAUGCCAUCAUUUAUUUCUGUACGCAAUCUUAAAGAACAGAUUAUUACUCGAAUUAAAAAUAAAUUAUCUAAUAUAACAGAUUUUGAUAAUAUUGCAAUACCUUCUGAAAGAUGGAUUAGUUAUCAAUUUCUUUCUAAAAAUCCUUGGGCUAAAGCUAGUACAGAAUAUGUAGGUCAAUUUGAAAUUAAAUAUAAAGUUCAAGCACGUCUUUUACGAAAAUCACAUCCUGAUAGUCAUUAUUGCAGAGCAAUUUUUAAAUAUCUUCGUCAUUUUUCAGUAAAAUUUAAAAAUAAUCUUGGAUUAAUUUUUGCUGAUGACAAACAUAAAAUUCCUAUAGGAGAAGAUACUCCAACUUCAACUG
Racocetra persica is the source of this 406-nucleotide messenger RNA. NCBI's taxonomy places the organism in Eukaryota, Fungi, Glomeromycota, Glomeromycetes, Diversisporales, Gigasporaceae. The record is from the annotation of a GenBank genome assembly.